CUCAUAAACAUAUGAAUUAAAGCGAUAGAAGACGGCACCGGGUUAUUCUUCACGUAUUCUAGGAGGGUGCCAUUUUCGGCACCCACAAUCGACCGGACAUGACACCUCUUUCUCGCUCUUCACGCACCCCUGCUGAUCGCAUAGGAUCCGUUAAGCCCGAAACCGUAGACGGCCAGGUAUCUGACGAAGAGGAAUCUUCCCUGCAAGCCUUGGAAACGGGCUCUCCAGCCGGGGAGACUCCAGCCUCUGCUCCUCAAGGUAGCCAUGCCGAAAGUUCUAGCGAAACCCCGUCUGCUCCCCUCCAGAAGCGCCGGAGGGUGACGCGCGCAUGCGAUGAAUGUCGUAGGAAAAAGAUAAAGUGCGAUGGCAAGCAGCCAUGCACCCAUUGUCAGGUGUAUAGCUACGACUGUACGUACGAUAAGCCUUCCAACAGGCGCAGGAAUCCGGCUCCGCAGUAUAUAGAGGCUCUAGAAAAUAAGCUAUCGAGGGCAGAGAACUUGCUGCGCAGAUUCAUGCCAGAUGUCGACCUCAACGAUCCAAGUCUGGAUCCUGCAGUUCAACAGGAGUUUCGCAUCCGGGAGCAAGCCAGAACACGGUCCUCGACAACUAAGGGAAAGCAGCCAGGCUCUUCGUCUUCUGUAGACGCCCAGUUACAUUCUAUGAUCGAAACCGCUGGCCAACUCGACCUCGACGACAGGGGCAACUAUGAUUUCCACGGAACCUCGUCUGGUUCGGUCUUCUUCAAGAGGAUGAAGGAGCAUUUUCGUGGUCUUCUAGGCAGAGAUUAUCAGGUGCCGUUUCUUCCUCGCCCGCCUCGACCUGUUGGCGUCCUCACUCUAGACCCCCCAAGACCCCCGUCAAGUUCACGAGCGCCGCCAAGUCGUAUUACACCCCCUUACGACUUACCCCUAAAGGAGAGGGCACUUGCGCUAUGUUCCGAGUCACUUAAUAACGCGACAUGUCUUCUGCGUAUCGUCCAUGUCCCUUCUUUUUACAAGAUGUUGGAUGACCUAUACGAAAAACCGGUAGGCGCAGCUGGGACAGAGAACAAAAGGAGUCUAGCGCUAGCAUACUCUGUCAUGGCCCUUGGCUGCAUGUAUAACAUACCUGAAAAUGAUAAUUCGGAAACGCCACCGUACAAGGCCGCGAUGGACGAAGCGAUCAAAUAUUAUAGCAGUGCAAGAGCCAUUCUGCAAGAUAUAACGGAGUGCCGAGACCUCCCCUCGCUUCAAGCUCUACUGUUUAUGAUACUGUUCAUCCAGUCGAUAUCGAAUUUAAGUACUUGUUAUGGGUUUGUAGGGAUUGCCUUACGAUCUGCGUUGAGGAUGGGUUUACAUCGACACCUACCUCACAUUAAACUAAAUCCGAUAGAGGCUGAAACGAGACGAAGGGUUUUCUAUAUAUGUAGGCAGAUGGAUACGUAUGUGUCUGCAUUACUGGGGUUCCCGCUGCUUCUAAAUGACGAGGACAUUGACCAGCCUUUGCCAACCCCUGUGGACGACGAGUACAUCACGAAGGACAAGAUACUCAUCCCGCCUCCAGGGACUCCGUCUUUCCUCGAGGCCUUCAAUGCGCACGUACGACUGAUGGAUAUUCUGGGUAAGGUUGUUAAAAAUGUUUACCCGUUGAAAGGUAUGGAGCAGAGCGAGGCUGAAGGUGUUGGAGAGCCUUACGCGUCAUAUAUGAUCAGCUAUGGGAAAAUAAAAGAAAUCGAAAAAGAGCUUCAACAAUGGAAUGAGGACUUGCCGGAUGCUUGGCGGCCGAACUCUAUCGGUGCUAUUGAAGUUGUUCGGGUGCGUAACUUACUGAGGUUUACUUACGCUCAUAUCCAGAUGGUAUUAUAUAGGCCAUUCCUGCAUUACGUUUCUCCACGCAUCACGGCCGGCAAGGAUGUAAAUGAACGUGCCUACGCUUGCGGAGCCGCUGGUGUUAGUGUCGCGCGAAACAUCGUACACAUCGGGUCAGAGAUGCGAAAACAGGUUUCUCUCGUAGGACCGUAUUGGUUCACUCUUUUCACCGAAUUCUUCGCUAUCAUAACGCUAGUCUUCUUCGUGCUAGAGAAUCAAGACAAACCAGGGUCCAUGGAGAUUUUUGCAGAUGCUAUAGCCGGGAAAGAGAUUAUUGAAGAGCUUUCAAGAAAAAGCCUGGUUGCAGACCGCAUAUCCCAAUCUCUAGCUAUACUCUUUGACCAAUUACCAAAGAGCCUUAAGCAGGCAAGCACUACGACAUCUCUAAAACGUCCCGCAUCAGGAGCACAUGAUGAUAUAGCGAUGCCGCUUCCAGCACAUUCAAACGAUUCAAUACAGCGUCUCCCCGAGAGACCCAAUCAGCCUCGGGGGAAAUCGUCGAAAAAGGCUGGAAAGACUCCAGUUGGGCUCGUCCCGCAAGUCAUCCCUGUUGACAAUUCUUCCCUACCACAGCCAGAAUUUGGCGGCUCAUUUACCUCCAGUUUUCAAUUCUCGCCGUUAGAUUUACCGAUACCGUCCCCCGAUUCCGCAACGGCCGCGGCCCUACAUGAGCCUAGCCCUCUAGAUUUGCAACAUCCAGCAUUCAGUGCAGGCAAUCCGGUCCACCAAUUAGAUGCAGUCAUGUUUCCCUCGGACGACCCCUUAGAAUAUCCCAACCAACCCCAACUUGAUUUCGGCACUCAUCAGUCAGGCGUUCCGGGCGGUAGUCCAGGAGACCUGUCACACCACGGCCCUGCUCCGUACUAUAUACCUAAUUUCUAUGAUAGCAUCGAAGGACAGCUUAUGGGACCGCUGCCGCCAUACUUAAUGCAGUCGCAAGCUCAACCAGGCUUCAACUUCCCAGCGCAGAUGUAUUCGGAUCCAAUGCUGUUACAGAUGCACACUUUAGAACACCGGCAUUCACCCCACCCCCAACUUCAAUCAGACCAAUUACACUUGGCGCGGCGACGGGGUCAACAACCGGGGGAGAUGGAAGAGUUGCUAGCCAAUACGUCGUGGCAGCCAUUUCCCUAGCAUGGAAUGGACUAGGUUUGUGAGUAGAAAAAGGAUACCCCUCUGCAUAAUUGCGACAUCCACGGAUGUUUUCUUAGAUGAUGGAAGGGAUUGGAGUUUGGCAUAGGUAAAUCAAAACAUUGAUGAUUGACGCCGAAUAUGGACAGUCACAUAUUGCAGUUGAUGAAUUUUCGUUCUAUGGACGUCAUCUAAGAUAUCUAUGAUCCAAGGCGAGUCUUAUACCCUCAACAGAGACAAUGAGCAGGA
Molecule: messenger RNA, 3227 nt
Organism: Daldinia loculata
Lineage: Eukaryota; Fungi; Ascomycota; Sordariomycetes; Xylariales; Hypoxylaceae
Product: fungal-specific transcription factor domain-containing protein
Exons: 6
Coding region: 99-2981 (960 amino acids)
Biological process (GO): positive regulation of transcription by RNA polymerase II; DNA-templated transcription
Cellular component (GO): nucleus
Molecular function (GO): zinc ion binding; sequence-specific DNA binding; DNA-binding transcription factor activity, RNA polymerase II-specific
Source: RefSeq, a predicted model, not a curated record